Quercus lobata is the source of this 1437-nucleotide messenger RNA. RefSeq lists its product as uncharacterized. Bases 1 to 1437 code for a protein of 478 amino acids. The record is from RefSeq and is a predicted model, not a curated record. NCBI's taxonomy places the organism in Eukaryota, Viridiplantae, Streptophyta, Magnoliopsida, Fagales, Fagaceae. The transcript has a single exon.
AUGGAGUCCAGCCCAGAUUCAGCAGCCUUGGCCCAGCAAGUUCAAGCCCUUGCAGCCACCAUUGAAGAACUCACCAAACAAAACCAGGAAAUGAAGCUGCGGCUCCAGCAGGUUCAACAAGCUCAACAGGAAGAAAACCGGUCCAAGGGUAACAUGGAGGAAGAAGGGGAUAGUCAACGGAGGGAAACCCCCCGAAGACCAACUACUCCGGACGAACAGAACUCAGAUCUUCUUCGAGAAAUGAGGAAAGAGAUGGACGAACUAAGGAGCGCUAUCAAAGAGAAGACGGACCAGAGCGUAGACAAAAUGAUAAGGGCUACGGAUUCGCCUUUCACUGCAGCGGUACUUGAAUGCCCCGUGCCGUCAAAGUUUCGCUUGCCUCAAUUAGAGUCAUUCGACGGACUCAAGGACCCUCAGGAUCAUCUUAAUACCUUUAAGACGACUCUGGGUCUUCAGCAACCACCUGACGAGAUAUUGUGUCAUUCCUUCCCUACGACUCUCAAAGGAGCUGCAAGAGAAUGGUUUACUAAGUUGCCAAACUCGUCCAUAGACAACUUCGAUCAGCUGAGUAGUGCCUUCUUGCGUCACUUCAUAGGAGGACAACGCCCAAGGAGGCUAGUGGAUUACUUACUCACCAUAAAACAAGGAGAGAAGGAGACUCUGAGGUCAUAUGUCAAGCGAUUCACCCGGGAAACUCUGGAAGUAGACGAAGCUGAUGACAAGGUACAGCUGACGACCUUCAAAGCAGGGCUGAGAUUCAGAGACCUCGUGGCCUCUCUUGCAAAGAACCCCCCGAAGAUGAUGGCGGAGAUGCUCCUGAAGGCACAAAAGUACAUGAAUGCGGAAGAUGCCCUAGCUGCCAUAAAAGAUACCGAGAAGCCAGGAGACAAGGCCAAGAGGGAAGACGACCGUAGGGGGCAAAAGAGAGACAGACCAGAUCGUCGGAACAAUGACGGGAAUAGGAGGAGGGACGAUAAAAAUCCUCGGACGGUAAAAUUUACUCCCUUGGUUAUGCUUGUUGACAAGAUUUUCACGCAGAUCAAGGACGAGCACUAUCUCAAAUGGCCCAGGCCAUUACACUCAUCCCCCAACGUACGUGACAAGAACAAGUAUUGCCGGUUCCAUAGAGACCACGGCCACAACACAGAAGAUUGCAGAGACCUGAAGGAGCAAAUAGAAGAAUUAAUACGGAAAGGGAAGUUACAGAAGUAUGUAAAGAAAGGAGAAUAUAGCAAGUUCAGAGACGACAACAGGACCCAGCAUGAAUCCUUCACUCGGGAUGACGACCAUCCGUCCCAGCCUCCGCGCAAGGUGAUCGGUGAGAUAAAAACGAUCACAGGAGGGCCAUUCUCAGGAGGAUCAUUUAGAUCACUCAAAAAAGUAUACCAUAGACAAGUGAACAGCGUCCACACCAUGCCUCCGUCCAAGCACCGAUGA